This is a messenger RNA of Carya illinoinensis, 1105 nucleotides long. Its product is annotated as short-chain dehydrogenase reductase 2a. The coding region runs from base 69 to 983 and encodes 304 amino acids. The record is from RefSeq and is a predicted model, not a curated record. NCBI's taxonomy places the organism in Eukaryota, Viridiplantae, Streptophyta, Magnoliopsida, Fagales, Juglandaceae. Gene Ontology annotation, molecular function: oxidoreductase activity, acting on the CH-OH group of donors, NAD or NADP as acceptor. The transcript is spliced from 2 exons.
CAUUCAGCGCCACACACUUCGUUACCCCCUCUCUCUCUGUCUCUCUAAUUUCUUAUUGUGAUUUGAGCAUGACUGCCCAAGUGAUGCCUGAGAAACCCCUUCAGGGGAGUUAUGCUUUAGGAAGGGAAAACACUCCUCCUCCAUCUCAUAAAAGGUUGGAGGGAAAGAUUGCCAUUGUCACUGGUGGUGCUAGAGGCAUUGGGGAAGCAACGGUGAGGCUUUUUGCCAGACAUGGUGCCAAGGUGGUCGUCGCCGACGUCGAGGAUUCCCUUGGAAAUGCGCUCGCCGAUUCCUUAGCUCCUUCAGUAACCUAUUUUCACUGUGAUGUUAGCUUGGAAGAAGACAUUCAGAACUUGAUCGAGUCGACCAUUUCCCGCUACGGACAGCUUGACAUUCUUUUCAACAAUGCCGGCGUUCUUGGAAACCAAUCCAAAGCCCAUAAGAGCAUCGUAGACUUUGACAUUGAUGAAUUUGAUCGUGUAAUGCGUGUCAAUGUGAGAGGGGUAGCGCUAGGAAUCAAGCAUGCGGCUCGCGUGAUGAUUCCCAGACGAGUUGGGUGCAUCCUUUCGACGGCCAGUGUCGCCGGAGUCAUGGGAGGGCUGGGACCGCAUGCUUACACCGCUUCAAAGCACGCCAUUGUUGGGCUUACAAAGAACACAGCGUGUGAACUGGGGCGCUACGGGAUUAGGAUUAACUGUAUCUCCCCAUUUGGGGUGGCCACACCCAUGCUAAUCAAUGCAUGGAGGAGUAGUAGUGAUGAGGAAGAGGACUUUAUGGAUUUUGGGAUGCCUCGCGACGAAGAAGUUGAGAAAAUGGAGGAUUUUGUAAGAGGGCUUGCCAACUUGAAAGGUCCAACCCUAAGGGCUAAAGACAUAGCCGAGGCUGCUCUUUACCUUGCUAGCGAUGAAUCCAAAUAUGUUAGUGGCCAUAACCUUGUUGUAGAUGGUGGCAUUACCACCUCAAGAAAUUGUGUGAACCUUUAACGAUCUUAAUUUUGCCAAGAAAAAGCAGAAGUUGGAUCCCUUUUUCUAGGAGGUCGGAUGUAAAUUAAUUUCUACCAGCUUAUGAGAAUCAAGACACCAAAUGGUGUACUGUUUCUAGAUUA